AUGCCACAGCGCCGCGAGUCAUUCCUCUACCGCUCCGACUCCGACUUCGAGAUGUCGCCCAAGUCGAUUUCGAAAACAGCUGGAUCGCCAGCGAGAGAUACCACCGCACUCGUGCUCCAGUCCAUACCGCAGCGACGCGAGUCAUUCCUCUACCGCUCUGACUUCGAGAUGUCGCCCAAGUCGAUGUCGAGUAAUAGCUCUAUGGCCACCACAAUUGAAUUUAGCAUUGAUAAUGCUUGCUGGUCCUCAAUUUCCACGUCGAACAUUGAUUACCGGCGCCCACCGCCAGUUUCCAUUAGCGCCAAAUUUAUCCUCGGGUGGAGUCGCUGGCGCUCGUACGCUGGCCGGGCGGCUGGUGGAGAGAGCGGGACGCCGCGCCGCCGCUGUACGAGCAUCGCUCUCACGGCUCCAUUGAUAGUCCGCGCGGCUCGCCGUCGACACGCUGCCUAUGUCUUGCGGCGCAACGCCGCAGCAUCGCUUCGAAACCUCCCACUGAACGCCAAACCCCGACAAUGUGACAUUACGAAUUCGCCUUCCCGCGGAGUGUUGUUCACUGAGCGCGCACAUCUCAAACUGGCCAGCAGUGUCGAGGUCGUUCACUGAUCCGACAGGUUGGCCCUGGGUCGAACGGCCACAGCACGCGAACAGCUUCUGUACUAAAACGGUGCCAAGGAUGAGGCCUAACGUUUAUGUAAUUUGUUUUUGAAGUGUUUUGACAAUUUUACCGACCGCGUUGUUGUUGUGUACAGUUAGGUAGUAUGUUAUGUUGUUAUACUAUAGCUGUUAAAACGCUAGAUUCUGUAACCACUGUUGUUAUUGAUAAGAGUAUAGAGUGCGAUAAAGUUAUCUGAGUAUAUAGACAUAAUAUAAAGUUCAAUAAAAUAUACAAUAAAGUAUUUUUCUAGUGAAUAUUAAAUCGAUUCGUUCGUGUAGGAUUGUUUGGGAGCAGGUGUGUUAUAAUGUACAAUGUCGAAAAGUUGUGUUGAAAACGCACGUUUGAUAGUUUUAUCGGUGUGUUGAAUGAUGUGGCUUAAGCGUGGAUAAAGCGUUAAGAUGCAGCGGUCGGGGUCUCAGUCGGAGCGGUUAGGCUGCACGCCUGGCGGAGCCUUCAUCGCCAAAAGCUCCGCCUCAGAGCACAGCAUGUCUACCGGCGUGUCCGCGAGCAGUAGCGGCGGCACCCUGCCGAGGACGCUUAGCACAAGCGUACUUCGAAUAAAAAAUAGAUCUACUUUCUGGGAGAAAUUUUGGGAUGAACGCACAAGACGUGAUGC
Chilo suppressalis (striped riceborer) is the source of this 1271-nucleotide messenger RNA. NCBI's taxonomy places the organism in Eukaryota, Metazoa, Arthropoda, Insecta, Lepidoptera, Crambidae. The record is from the annotation of a GenBank genome assembly.